This is a messenger RNA of Diabrotica balteata, 1413 nucleotides long. NCBI's taxonomy places the organism in Eukaryota, Metazoa, Arthropoda, Insecta, Coleoptera, Chrysomelidae. The record is from the annotation of a GenBank genome assembly.
CAAUUAUCCGACGUCCGUCUGUAGUAUCCUUUAAUUGGAUAAACAAACAAUAAUAUCUAUCAUCAACUUUAACCUCAUGCGUUAAAUUAAACAUCAGUAAUAUUAUGUGAUCGCGUUUAUUUUAUCUUUACGUACUUUCUAUAAUAUCCAUUGCACGAAUUUUGUAUUUCUGAUGUUAAAAUGUCGGGGUAUGCUUUAUUAAUAAAUGUUUUGUUAUUGAACUAUUUUCUUGUAGUGGAAGUUCAUGGUGGUUUUCUGCGAUUAAAAAGAGAAGAUAAUGAAACAGAAAAUAAUAUAAUAGAAGUUUUCCAUGACUGUAAAUGUGUGUAUUACUACCAGUGCGAUGCAAAUAAUAGAGUGAUUACAAAUGGUGAAAAUUUAAUUGACGUAAGAAUGGGUGAAAACGUUCCCAAACCAGAGAACACGACCAGAAUCCAAUGUAAAGGAGGAACAUUCGAAGGAGAACUUAUCUGCUGUAAAGUUAAUGGAACUGAAAGUAGUACUGAGAAAGUAAUUCCGGAUAAAAACCAUGAUAAUGCCACUGUUGAUCCAAUGCAUCAGUGCGGAACUCAGAGAACCAAAAUUAAUGUCAGAAUUAUUACCGAUGAAGACAGCGAUGAAGAAAUCAAUCCACUCGAUGGAGAGUUUCCAUGGAUUACUGCUAUUUACAGGAAAAAUAAGCAAGGAAAAUGGUAUUUUUAUGCCAGCGGAACGCUGAUACAUCCCAAAGUCAUUUUGACAGCUAAUCACUAUUUCAAUAGGAAACAUGCCAAUAACUUUAAAGUAAUCCUAACUGGUAAUAUAGAACUAACUAACAUUGGAAAUAAUAUUAAUAACGAGCGAAAUGUGGCAGAAAUAGUAAACCAUCCAAAAUAUUAUGCAGGUGCCCUUUACAAUGAUGGAGCUCUAUUGAUAUUAGAUAAACCUUUCGAAUCUACGAAUACAAAUUCGAUAAAUACCCUGUGUUUACCACCUGACAAUCUUAGCAUGAAUUCUGGCAGAUGCCUUGUCGCAGGAUGGGGAAAGGGAUCUGAGGAAGCAGGUACACAAAUUUUGAAAAAAGUUGACUUACCAAUUGUCCCGUUCGAUAAGUGUCAAGAACAGCUCCGUAAAACCAGGAUGGAUAGCGAUUAUAUGCUCCACGAGUCAUUCAUGUGUGCAGGUGGAGAGAAAAAUAAAGAUGCCUGCAAGGGAGAUGGAGGAAGUCCUUUAAUGUGUUUACUUCCUGGACAGACUAGAUAUUUUGUUAUGGGAGUAGUUUCUUGGGGUAUCGGUUGCGGAACCGAAAAUGUUCCUGGUAUUUAUGCCAGUGCCAUUAAAUUGAAACCUUGGGUGUUAGACGAACUGAAAAAAAGAAAUUUAAAGAUAUAGGUUUUUGUAUUUUAUCUAUAAUAUACGCUUUUUAUACAUUUA